Molecule: messenger RNA, 3328 nt
Organism: Ctenocephalides felis (cat flea)
Lineage: Eukaryota; Metazoa; Arthropoda; Insecta; Siphonaptera; Pulicidae
Product: sarcalumenin-like
Exons: 8
Coding region: 295-2952 (885 amino acids)
Molecular function (GO): GTP binding
Source: RefSeq, a predicted model, not a curated record
AGGCAAGAUUGGGCAUUUUAAUUUUUAAAAAGCGCCCACGGUCUCCGGCAAUUAAAAAAUGUGAACGAUUAAAAUAAAUUUGAUGUUCUUGACUGCUUGAAUAGUGAAAAUAUUUGAAUUCCUGCGACAACUUGUUAUUAUCGAAAAGAACAAAUUGCUGUGAGCGCUUAUGUUAAUUUUUAUUCUGAAAAUUAUUGUGCUGAAGAGUAUGUGUGCCUAAAUUAAUUUUUUGUGAUUUAUUUUGUGAAGUUUUAAUAUAAAAUUGAUUUGCACUAAAAUAAAUUCUAAUUCAUAAUGGCGCAACAUAGCAGACUUGUUUUCCGUGGAUUAUCAGUGUGCAUAAUUUUAACUGCAUUAUUAGCAAGUUCCUUAAACGGUGUAAUAGCAGAUGAUGAUGUACCACUGGAAUCACAAUGCAGGCCGUACGUCGAAAAGGCGCUAAAACAACUUGAAACCGGAGACACGACGGAAGAUUCACCCGCAAGCGAUGUGGAUGAUACAAGUAGUGAAAAUCUUGUUCUGGAGUCGAUAGAACACGACUCUGCACAAGAUGGUGACGAUAUAUCCACGGAGGCAGCCGAACAAAAUCGAAGCGACAUCGAAACCAAUGAGGAAGACGUCGAAGAAGGACAUAAUGAAUCGGAAGAAGAAGCUAGUGAUAAAAUCAGCGUGGAAAACGAUGAAGACGAUACUAGAGAAGGGCAUGAACAAACACAAGAAGUUGAUGAUGAAAGCAAAGAAGGUCAUAAUGAUAAUGGUGAAGAGGAGGAGCACAAAGCCAGUGAAGAUGGUGAACACUUAGAUCAGUCGGCGGAGAAGUCUGCGGAAGAACAUGAUGAAGCUGCAGAAAGUGCAGAAACUAUUGAAAUCGGCGUUGAAACAGUUGAAGAAUCAGUUGAAGCUGCAGAAGUAAGCAAUGAAGAAGGCACGCAUGAAGAAGAGACACAAGAAGAAGAGACACAAGAAGGAGAGACACAAGAAGAAGAGACACAAGAAGUUGAGUCACUAGAAAAUGACGUGCAAGAAAAUGAAAUGAACGAAGAAAGUGAAGAGCAUGAAGAAAGCGUACAGGAUGACGAUAAUGAAGUUAAAGAAGAUGAAACACAAGACGAGACUACUGAACAUUCUCUUGAACAAGAGGCAAGUGAAAAUGACGAAGAUGAUACGACCGCCGAAACUCAGGAACAGAGCGAAGAAGAUGCCAUAGAUACUGGCGCUGAAAGUGCAGAAAACAAAGAAGAUAGCGUGGAGGAAGAGGAAGACAAAACUAAUGAUGCAGCUGUAAAUGAAAUGGAUGGGGACCAGGAAUCCACUGAGCAUUCAGAUCAACCGAACGAAUCGACAGAAACAGCAGAGGAAAAAAGUGAAGAACAUGAGCAAGAGGCCGAAGAAGAAAAGGAUAAUUCUGAAGAGAAAAGUGUAGAGGAAGAAGUAGUAUCAGAAUCAAAGGCGCAUGAAACUGAAGGAGCACAAGAAAACAAAGUAUCUGAAGAAAAUACUGAAGAUGACCGACAAGACAGUGACGAAGUGAGUAUCAAAACGCCAGAAACGAAAGAUGAAGAAACAAACGAGGAAGAAGCUGGCGAAAGUGAAGAAUCGCAUCCAGAAGAAGAUUUAUUAUUGGGCUUCGACAUUCCUGAAAAUCUACGUGAUCGCAGCCACAUUGACGAGCUGUUACAUUUGGGCGAAGAACACGCCGAUAAAGACCGACAGCUUGACAAAUCAGCUGAUAUCAUUUUGCGUGAAUUGAAACGGUUGUAUGAUAAUGCGAUAAAACCUUUGGAGACUCUUUACAAAUAUCGUGAUUUAAGCAACCGUCAUUUCGGUGACCCCGAGAUAUUUUCAAAACCGCUGGUUCUGUUUAUGGGACCAUGGAGUGGAGGAAAGAGCUCCAUUUUGAACUAUCUUACAGACAAUGAAUUCACACCUUACUCUUUAAGAUCAGGAGCGGAACCAUCUCCGGCAUAUUUCAACAUUUUAAUGCACGGUGAAGAGCCAGAAAUUCUAGAUGGAACACAGCUUGCAGCAGACUGGACAUUCUCAGGACUUCAAAAAUUUGGACAGGGCCUGGAGGAGAGAUUACGUGGUUUGAAAAUUCCCAGCAAAUUGCUGGAAAAAGUAAACAUGGUUGAGAUUCCUGGAAUUUUGGAAGUUCGGAAGCAGGUAUCGAGACUAUUUCCAUUCAACGAUGCUUGUCAGUGGUUCAUCGACCGAGCAGAUAUAAUAUUCCUGGUAUACGAUCCAUCCAAAUUGGACGUCGGACCAGAAACAGAAGCUAUUUUGGAUCAGCUAAAAGGACGAGAAUAUCAAACUCGCAUCAUCUUGAAUAAAGCUGACCAAGUUAAGCCGGAGGAGUUGAUGCGCGUUCAGGGCGCCCUUAUCUGGAAUAUCUCCCCGCUGAUGUCGUCAGCCCAGCCGCCGGUCAUGUACACUGCUUCACUCUGGUCUAUACCAUAUGAGUCUGGUGCGCCAGUCAGACUUCUGCAGGCCCAGGAGAGAGAGCUGCUAAAAGACUUAAGAGGAGCCAUCGAUAAGAGAAUCGAUAAUAAAAUUGCCAGCGCUAGACGAUUUGCGGUUCGCGUACGCAAUCACGCCAAGAUGGUUGACUGUUACUUGACGACUUAUUAUAACCAUAAGACAUUGUUCAGCAAUAAGAAGUUGAUAUCAAAUGCCAUCAUCGAGCACCCACAAGAUUACCACAUUUACGAGGGAUUGAGCACGCUGACUAAUAUCUCACGUUAUGAUCUUCCCGAUCCUGAUGUCUACCGUGACUUCUUCCGGCUGAACCCUCUCUACGACUUUCAGCAGUUGUCGGCCACUUGUACGUAUUUCCGUGGUUGUCCCAUCAACAAGUUAGAUGUGGCCAUUGCCUACGAUUUGCCUGAACUGGUUGGAAAAUACAAGAAGAUGAUUGAAAAAGAGGAAAAAGUCAAAGCGCAUGAUAAAAGCUGAAAAAAUCCACAAUAGAAAACAAGAGAAUGGGGAAAUGACGCGUUCAUUUUUCAAAUCAUGUAUGUUCACAUUUCACAUUGUUAUAUUCAUAUAUGCCGGUGAGAUUAGAUUUCAACUUGCGGGAAUUGCGAGGUACCUAGUCUUGAUUUUGUGUUAAAAUUUGAAAAUAUUUUUUUCCUCUAAGUUUCAAAAGAACAGCGUUUACAUUUUACAAUAUCGUAAUGACGAAUCUUUCAAUUUUCCAUGCUGAUUUUAUUGCGAUGAAUGUUGAUACGAACGCGUUUACCGGCUCAUUCUCUGCCUACUUAUUGUUAGUCGUGCGCAAACUUACGAUAAAAUUCAGCGCUUGCACGGGUCUACACGUCUCAUUGUCAGA